Molecule: messenger RNA, 4225 nt
Organism: Heterobasidion irregulare TC 32-1
Lineage: Eukaryota; Fungi; Basidiomycota; Agaricomycetes; Russulales; Bondarzewiaceae
Exons: 11
Coding region: 1-3945 (1314 amino acids)
Biological process (GO): mitotic spindle assembly
Cellular component (GO): microtubule organizing center; spindle microtubule; mitotic spindle midzone
Molecular function (GO): microtubule binding
Source: RefSeq, a predicted model, not a curated record
AUGGAUGACUCAAAUAUCGCGAAACUCAUACAGCAAGCCAAAGCCAAUGAUGUCGACGUCAAGGUCGACGCCGUGUCCAAGAUGCAGGCCGAAUUCGAGGCUGGAAUAGAGAUCACGGAACCGGACGUUCUCAUCCAGACCCUCAAGGUGUGCCUGCGCACAUCUAACAAUCAUCUAUCGAGUGCAACGCUCUCAGCCCUUCCUGCGUUCCUCCCUCUUGUGCUCUCAUACGUUACCUCCGCUCCUGCCGUCAGGCCCUCCACCUCCGUCUCCACUUCAUCAACUAGUUCGAACGUCGAUGCACCCACCCUUCGUCAGGUGCUCAGUGCAUUCCUUCCUACCGGAGGCAUCAUUGAUCGCCUUGGUGAAGCGCGUGAACGUCCUCGAGAAAAGGCUAGGGAAAGUCUUGUCCUCAUCGGUGGCUUUGCGUUUCGUUUGGGAGGGGGAACGUCGUCUAUGGCCCGAUCUAGAAGCGGCAAGGAGACGGAGACACCUCUGCAGAUGUUUGAACGCUUUUUGAAGGAUGGGGGCUUGGGAAGCAAGGUUUGGAGGGUACGCGAACAAGCCAUCCUCACUCUUGUCCACAUCCGUCGUACACAUCAUCUUUUUCCUAUUCGGCCCUACCUCUCUCUCCUCGUUGAAGCCUUAGAGGACAGCGAUGCAAACGUACGGGAUACUGCACGAGCCUCCAUUGUCGAGCUCUUCACCGGCCCAGGCGUCACAGAUGCAGCGCGCGCAGACCUCAAGAAGGAGAUGACAAAGAAAGGCGUGCGCAAGGGCAUUGUUGAUGGGGUGCUCGCAAAGGUGAUCGGCGGAGCGAGCACGCCCGGAAGCGAAGGCUCUGAGAAUGGUGAUUCAGGCUCUGGUGCUUCCAAGAAAGACUAUGUGCCGCCGAGCUUGAUGUUAAAAGGACGGAGGCCAACAACGGGUUCCGAGGGUGCGCCAGGGCCGAGUGGGAUGUCCCGUACAGUGAGUCAAGGGAGUGUGAAUCAGUUGGCGAGGCCUGCAAGUCGGGCCGCUGUCCCAUCACCGCCGCCAGGUAGUGAUACAGCUACUGACGUGCAGCCUGUAUAUGUCGCAUCGAGUCGGGACCUAGAAAAUGAACUCAACGGAAUGUUUGGAGCAUUCGAGGGAAAAGAAACAGAGCAUAAUUGGGCCGCUCGCGAUCGAGCUAUCGCGCGAAUACGUGGUAUGCUGAAGGGUGAUGUGCAUCUUCGAUACACAGAAACUUUUCUCGCGCAUCUCAAGCAGAUAGUUGAUGCGUCUUUCAAAACACUAGCGAGUUUGCGAACUAUCGUCGCGACGAGUACCUGUUCAUUUUACUCAGAGCUUGGAUUAGCACUGGGCCCAGCUCUCGACCCUAUGUGCGAGCAGAUCCUCCUCAACCUCCUUCGAAUGGCUGGCUUCACAAAAAAGAUCGCGGCGCAGGCCUCUCAAGCUUCUGUGUCUACGAUCAUUCAAACGACCUCUGGACAGCCCCGCACUUUCAUUGCGGCCUUUUCAAAUACCCUCCAAGACAAGAUGACCCAGGCACGUGCCUAUGCUGUCGAACACCUCAAGCUUUAUAUCGAAACGCACGCUGAGCGCACAAAGCAUACCAUCGAGUCGACGGGCGCUAUCGAGACGCUAGAUAAAAGCGUCAGAAAGGCGUUGCUCGAUGCUAACGUAGGCGUACGUCAAAAUGCGCGCGCGCUGUUCUGGGCUUUCGAAGGUGUGUGGAAAGAAAGGGGUCGUACCAUCCUCGAAGCGCAGGACGCACUCAGUCGAAAGCAGCUUGAGAAGGCAUGUCCAGAUCCACAGGCGCUUUCGAACGUGCCUCCGUCAGCAGCUGCUCCAAAGAAAAGCAGCGUUGCGGCGGCGAUUGCGGCGAGUCGCGCAAAAGCGAAAGCCAUUGCCAAUGCGCCACCAUCGCUGCGGCAUCAAGCAACAUCAACAGCGCGCACCAUUUCUCCUCCGAAGCGGUCUAUCUCGCCCUCUAUGUCGUCGGGAGGAGGUUUCGAAGGCCAGGCGGCGUCGCCACUGUUGCCACCGCUCCAAACAGCGCCUCGAUCCCGAAUUUUGUCAAAUCCAGGUCCAAGGUCAAUUCCUGGUGGUCGGGCAGUGUCGCAUUCGCGAACUCCUUCUGGCGGGUCUGUCCCGUCCAGUUCUACAGCGGCCCGCCGCCGACCGUCGUCGCCGCUGGUGCCCUCUGUACCGUCCCCUCCUCGGGGAUCUGUGUUGAGACAAGCCAUGUAUACUGCGUUGCCGGCUUCUCCUCCGUACACUACAGUGACUCCGCCCUCACCAGCACCUUCUCGCAAUCUGACUGCCGCCCAUCAAGCAAUGCAAAGCAGGACAUCGUUGAUGUCCAGGCCGUCCGCUGCCAUGCCCUCUUUUGAUGGGUCUGAAGAGCCAUCUCUCCUCAUGGCUGUUGCGAUCCCACUUCCAGACGACAGCGACUCGGACAUGGAUAUGGACAUAGACGAGCCGAACUUAAUGUCUUUUUCGAGUCCAUACGAGAAAUACCCGCCCCGCGCGCCUUCAACGAACUCUCCCACGAACUCGUUCUCACCGCGUUCGAGUGGCUUCAGACCAGAACUGUCCACAUCCUCACCACCCACGGGUGCGCAUCAGCCAAUCAUCGAGGACGCGAUGCGUGCCCGCGCGGAACAAGCAGAGAGCGCGGCAGAGAGGCUGCUCGAGUUAGUCGAGCCGGAAGAUGAGACACUCCAGCAACCGGCAAUGCACUCUUCGCUCCUUCUCAGUUCUAACGCUGCGACUCCUAAGGUGAAGGCCCAGUCGGUAGUUCCCCCGCGCCCAUUGACCUCGACCGUUCGUCCACCGGUCACCCCUGUGGCCAAGAGAUCUGCUAUCUGGAAGCAGGCGGCGGCGUUCCAGGAUAGUCCAGCGUAUAACGGGGCGGCUUCUCUCAUGACAGAUGUGUUAAAGCCCGUGCAGCCAAAUAAUGAUAGCGCAUGGUGGAGGAAGCGGAUGGCCUUGAUCAAUCAGCGGCAGAGGGUGCGUGCGAGAGACCCUGCCAAACAAGUCAAUGAGCUGCAGAGUUAUAUUCUUGCUCUCGAUCAAGGCACUGCGGACCCUACCGUGCUCCAGAAUAUCGCAUUGUUCUGCAUCUCUCAUCCCGCUGCAGACCUCGCUUCACCGAUAAGCUCGAGUCUUUCCAUGUCCCCCAGCCCAUCGCUCUUCCUGUCCACGCUGAAUCCUGUGACUUCUUCGAACCCCAGUCUGUGGACCGAUAAUAAGAAUUUUGACCGGCUAUUUGCAGCGCUGAAACAAUUCCUUGAUCCAGAUCGGACCGAGCAGCAAUUGGAAUACGGUUUGAUCGUUCUGUGGGAGAUACUAGAACAUCAGCCACUGCACAUAGAAGGGCGAGAAGCGGAUGUUUUUGCCAUCCUUCUGCGAGUGAGAUACUCCAACAAGCAACAGAUCAUGGAGUCUGCGAAUACGAUCCGGGACGCUAUCACAGGCCGCUUAGACCCGGUUUAUGGUUUGACUACCCUGCAUGCGAGCCUUCUCGUAUUUCAGCUGGAAGACCCGCCGGCAUCGUCGUCGGCCGAAACGAAAGCGAGCACAUAUGCGUACGGACUGAUCGCGCUCGGAAAGUUCAUAUUACGUCUCCCGGCCGAAAUCCUCGAAGAAGAGCUUCCUCGCCUCAAGAGCCUCCUCAUCUCCGCCCUCAACGACACGCGUUCGCUCGUCGUGCGCGAGUCGGCGGCAGCAGCGAUCAUCGCAGCGCAGCUGGUGCUCCGCGACGAGACGCACCUCUUCGCGCUGCUCGACGGUCUCGCGGACGAGAAGAAGAAUCUGCUGACGUACCUCUUUGACAAGCACGGCGCGCGCGGCGCGCCGGGUGCCGCGCCCUCCAGCAUCGAUCGUCUCGAGCGCGAGAUGCGCAGGCUCGACGGGCGCACGAGCACGCCGCCUCGCUCGGUCGCGACAGGCGCAUGAUGCGCGACGGGCGAUCCGGCGCGUCGAGUCGAUCUCGGACCUCCUCACUCUCUUUGACGGCCUCUGCGUGCCAGUCCACUAUCCUUGUUCAUUUUUCAUGUUCGUUCGUCUCCCAUUGCUGACUCGCGUCGUUUCAUCAUCGACGAAUAUCCAAGCCUCGCCGGCGAGAGGCACCCUGAAGUUGUGCCCUUCCCUCUCUUAUCCAUAGAUACCUACAGUCACUGAGUCGUGUUCGCUCUUGACCCAUAUAAUGCAAUGCACUCCGACAUUUCCGACCCCC